This is a messenger RNA of Pisolithus orientalis, 3672 nucleotides long. RefSeq lists its product as uncharacterized. Gene Ontology annotation, cellular component: IRE1-TRAF2-ASK1 complex. Bases 62 to 3172 code for a protein of 1036 amino acids. Gene Ontology annotation, molecular function: RNA endonuclease activity; ATP binding; protein serine/threonine kinase activity. The transcript is spliced from 13 exons. Lineage: Eukaryota; Fungi; Basidiomycota; Agaricomycetes; Boletales; Pisolithaceae. The record is from RefSeq and is a predicted model, not a curated record. Gene Ontology annotation, biological process: protein phosphorylation; mRNA processing; intrinsic apoptotic signaling pathway in response to endoplasmic reticulum stress.
GUUCUGAGGAGGACUCAUUUUUGACGAGAAGGUCAAUGGAGCAUCGCUGCCCAUAGGCUUCAUGUGGACUAUUUGCGUUCUAAUCUUUCUUAUAACUUCACUAUGUCCUACCCGCAGCGCUCACAUACUCGGGUCGACCUUAAAACCCACCCUCGGGAAAGAAAACGAGGACAUACGACUCUUGGAUAUCGUCUUACUUGCCUCCGUCAAUCGCACCUCCGGCCACAAGCUCUGGUCCAUGUCGUCUGCUGGUGGAGACGUUCCAUCGAACCUGUCGCCACUUGUUCGUACGAAGCACGUGGAAGUCGACCCAGACAUUACGGACGACGACAGCGCUCACCAGGAAUCUCUACGAGACGUAUAUGUCAUGGCAACGCCAACAAGCCCUCUCCAACCUCUUUCAUUCUCCAUGGCCCAGUUAGUCGAACUGUCUCCUCUCAAAUUUGCGAGGGAAGAUGAUGAGAGGGCCUUUGUCGGAAAGAAGGAAACCUCAUUGCUGUCUAUAGAGUUGGAGACAGGUCGAACGACAUUGACCUUGGAUGAACUGGAGGAUUAUACCUCACACAAUGAGCCGCCCAGGCCAACUCGAGUCUUUAUUGGACGCACAGACUACCAUGUUUCUAUAUACACACGAUCAUCCUCCCCAUCUGGCCGAAAGCCACCAGUUCAGAAUCUGUCAUUUUCCGCUUAUGGCCCCAAUAACCAAGAUAAUGAUAUGCAAACCAAAUACCGACGCACCUCAGACAACACUUACAUCCAUUCUCUACCCAACGGAAAUGUUUUCUCUUUCAAGGCUACCGAAAUCGACUCUAACGACCCAUACCACCUGCGGCAGCCUCAAAUAUUGUGGGUUCUGUCUCUCGACAGCCCUAUUGUUGCAGUCUGUGACGAUGCCUUCGUCCUAAUGCAACCCCGUCCUCCAAUUACGGAUGUUCUGCUAUUUGGUGACAUCUCUAUCGCACAACUCGAAAGUUUCUACAAUCCGGACACGGCAUAUGUAGGAUUGGUCUCGGGGACAGGCUCACUCUUCAUGAUGAGCAACGAUCAUUACCCUCUUAUAGGAUUUGGGGACACCGAGUACAGUCCCAACUGGCCUCUUCUUGACUCUGGCCCAUCCUCUAACUCUGAGGGAGAUCUCCCAGAUAAUAUCGAUUCAGAAUCGCCCUUUGAUGCUAGGUGUUUAACUGGCAAACGGCGGCUCGAUCUUUCUGGCCUAAGUAGCCGUCAAGCUUGGCGGUGCUCCCUCUAUACCGGAAGGAACAUCGUUACGGGAUCUGAGGAAGCCCGUGCCAGUGGUGUUGAUGACAUCGCCUCCCUUACCCCGAAUUUGAAUUCGAUCCAGGAUACGAAGGGUUUUCGGGACGGUUUCAAUUUCAAGCUCCCAGCUCUCGGCUCAAUGUUGCUUGCUAUUAUGUUAGGCGCCAUAUGGGUCCUCAAGGAGAAACUACCAAGCAACCGUUUUGCCGGGUUUGCUCCGACACUUCAACCAAAAGGGACCGUCGAUGCUGAUGGACCUGUUUCACCCUUCCCCCCCGCCGAUUAUCCUUCACUCACGCCCGAAACACCACCGCCACACAAUGGGGCCGCGGAAUCCUUUGCUCCACCUCAAGUCUCACUCAGUGCCACAGAUACGCCUGCACCCUCCGCAGUCUUCACUACGCAGCGACGGCAAAGCGUGCACUUUGCAGAGCUUCCUGAAGUCCAGGAUAUUCCCGACAACGCAGCAGGUGUAGCCACCGAGACAGGGGAAGAGAGUGAGAAGGAAGGUGAUGCAGGGGGCACGCCGAAGAAGAGGAAAGCACCAAGACGUCGAAGAGGCAAAAAGGGUAAGGGCAACCAGUCAUCCGCCAACGGACCUGCCGACGACGGGGGUGCGCCGGAAAGGGAUGAAGGUAAUGGGAACGCCGUAGAAGAAAACAAGGCAAACAAUUACUCGGGACAGCCUCCGAUUUCUCUAGUAGUCCCUUCGACUCCUAACCCGGUCACUUCUUCACUUGUUGUGUCUGAUGCCGUCCUUGGUUUUGGCUCUCAUGGAACUGUCGUGUUUCGUGGCUCGCUGCAGGGACGUCCAGUUGCUGUCAAGCGGCUCCUACAAGACUUCGUUACCUUGGCUUCUCGCGAAGUCAGCAUCCUCCAGGAAUCAGACGAUCACCCCAACGUCGUACGCUACUAUUACCAGGAAGCGCAGGCGAACUUUCUGUAUAUUGCCCUCGAAUUGUGCCCUGCAACCCUCGCGGAUGUCAUCGAGAACCCUGAUCAACACCACGACAUUGUAGUUCACUUUGAUCCAAAACGUGCUCUACGACAGAUUACCUCCGGUUUGCGCCAUCUGCAUUCACUAAAGAUUGUCCACCGUGAUAUCAAGCCUCAGAAUAUCCUGAUUUCUGGGCCAAAACAAGGCACCUCGAGCAAAGAUGGGGGACGGCGCAUGUUGAUAUCAGACUUCGGACUGUGCAAGAAGCUGGAUGUGGAUCAGACCAGCUUCCUACCGACUGCACAAGGGGCGCAGGCUGCUGGCACAGUGGGAUGGCGUGCUCCAGAGAUUCUCAGGGGGGAGGUGAAACUCGAUGACUCUGCUGACGAUACGUCGCAGUCUUCCCGAGGCAGUGUCAAUACUAUAGUCGGUGGUUCGAGUUCAGGGAAGACGAAACUUACGAAAUCCGUGGAUAUAUUCUCACUCGGAUGCCUCUUCUACUACGUCCUCACCAACGGUUCUCACCCAUUUGGUGACCGCUUUGAGCGGGAGGUGAAUAUCAUUAAAAAUGUCAAAAACCUUGACGGGUUAGACCACUUUGGAGAAGAGGGCACGGAGGCCGUUGAUUUGAUUACUAAGAUGUUGGAUCCAGAUGCUUGCAACAGACCAAAUACUACCAGAUGUCUCCUUCAUCCGUUCUUUUGGGAUCCAGGCAGGCGGCUCCACUUCCUUCAAGACGCCUCUGACCGCUUCGAGAUCAUGUGUCGCGAUCCACGAGAUCAGAAUCUCGUCAAGCUCGAGACGAAUGCGCUUGACAUCGUGGGACAGGACUGGCACUCCAGACUGGACAAGGUCUUCAUCGAGACCCUUGGUAAGUUCAGAAAAGACUUGCUUCGUGCGUUACGCAAUAAGGUUGGUCGUCCUCAUUCAUUUCACACAUCCAUUCAAGUUUCUCCAUCCUAUCUCUGCUUAGUCUGACGUGAUCGCUAAUCUUGGUUCUCCCGCGCGUUGUAGAAGCACCACUAUCAAGACUUACCUGAGAACGUAAAGCGCCAUCUGGGACCCAUGCCUGAAGGUUUCCUCGCAUACUUCACACGCCGGUUCCCUCGUCUCUUCAUGCACGUUCAUGGCGUUAUAUCGGAGACACCACUCUGCACUGAAUCCAUCUUUCGGACAUACUUUGAGCUUAACGAAUGAUGGAUUGGAAUGUGAACCAUAUUCUUCAUACCUCUCCCUCCCAAGUUACACUUCGCAGCAUAUCCACUUCGGAGCGACAUUCUGUGUGAUUUCUUGCAUUUUGCGGUCCUCUUUUACUUGUACCUUGUUGUCUGUUAAAUGCACUGGUGUAUUUGUACGCUUGUAAGAUCUACAUUAUUUUUUCCAAUGGAUAUUUUAUAAACAGCCAAUCCUUCCCGUGAAAGUCGUUGGCGAAACCAAGUAUCUUCGAUGGGGGGAGGGGGGGCAAGAAAGUAGUACCU